This is a messenger RNA of Monodelphis domestica (gray short-tailed opossum), 4514 nucleotides long. It is a transcript of the gene ANKRD54, whose product is annotated as ankyrin repeat domain 54. Gene Ontology annotation, cellular component: nucleus; cytoplasm. Gene Ontology annotation, molecular function: protein binding; protein kinase regulator activity. Gene Ontology annotation, biological process: regulation of protein kinase activity; regulation of intracellular signal transduction. The record is from RefSeq and is a predicted model, not a curated record. NCBI's taxonomy places the organism in Eukaryota, Metazoa, Chordata, Mammalia, Didelphimorphia, Didelphidae.
GCCACUACCAAUUCAUAAUCCGAAACCUAGCCUUCUCUGUCUCAUUGGUUUCGUCCGUUCGGUAAUGAUAGCCUCUGAUUGGUCCAAGAGGCUGCUCCUUCCCGGGCCUGAAAGCUAACGGGGCCAGGACCCCAGAACUAGGCUGACGUGACGUUCGGUGCUGACGCUGCGGCGUUGACGGCGGCGGUGACUGUGGCCGGGGCCGGGGUCUGCAAGGUUGCCAUGGCAGCCCCUGGCGGAGGUCCGGGACUGGGCGCCGGAGCCGGGGCAUGGGAGGCGCGGGCAGAGGGCGGCGCGGGGCCUGAGGGCAGCUUCUCGUUCGGCGGGUUCGCCGCGGUGCUGGGCGGCCUGGGCCCUGCGGCCCCGACCCCGGCGUCCGCGCCGCUGCGGCUCCUGCACGAGCUGUGGCAGUGCGACCCCGGCCCCAGCCCGGACGACGAGCGGAGCGGUAAGCUGCGGCCCAGCCGCUUGCGGAGAGCAGCCAGGCCCCAUCGUCGCCUGGGGCCCACCGGCAAAGAGGUGCAUGCUUUGAAAAGACUUCGGGAAGCUGCCAAUGCCAAUGAUUUAGAAACAGCUUUGCCCUGGGCUCUUCUGGUCACAGACAAGCAGUUGCUGGAAGAUGGGGUCGAUCCAUGCACAGCAGAUGACAAAGGCCGCACAGCUCUACACUUUGCAUCCUGUAACGGCAAUGACCAGAUUGUGCAGCUGCUCCUGGACCACGGGGCUGAUCCAAACCAGAGAGAUGGGCUGGGGAACACUCCUCUGCAUUUGGCUGCCUGUACUAAUCACGUUCCUGUCAUCACCACGCUGCUCCGAGGAGGGGCCCGGGUGGAUGCCCUAGACCGAGCGGGCAGGACCCCCUUGCACCUUGCCAAGUCAAAGUUGAAUAUUCUGCAGGAGGGGCACUCUCAGUGUUUGGAAGCCGUCCGGCUGGAGGUGAAACAGAUAAUUCAGAUGCUCAGAGAGUACUUGGAACGCCUGGGCCAGCACGAGCAGCGGGAUCGCCUGGAUGACCUGUGUACCCGUCUCCAAAUGACGAGCACCAAAGAGCAGGUGGAUGAGGUGACAGACCUCUUGGCAAGUUUCACGUCGCUCAGCCUGCAAAUGCAGAAGCUGGAAAAGAGGUAGCUCCAGAAGGUGGGCCCUCCCCAGAGCUCCUGUCACCGCCUCUGCCCAGCCUCCCUCCUCCCCAUCUCCAGAAGGGAAGAUGCCAGCCUGCCACAGACUUCCUUGUUUCCCCUGGAGGAACAUGGUGUCCGGAGUGGUCCUUCUUCAGAGCCUCUUCAUGGAGCCUUCUUUGGCCUCCAUCACCCAGAACCCCAUCCCCACUCCUUCUGCCCUCCCUGGCAGGAGGAGGCCCCAGCUGAGAGGUUUGCAGGCCUCUUUCUCCCUUUUGUUAUGCCCAUGGCCCUUUUCUGCUGCCGGCUGGGCCUAACCCUCCUCCCACCAUUCCCUGUUCUUCAGUAAAGGUUCCCGUUCAUCUCGGAGGCUUGAGAAGCCAGGCCUGAGCUGGAGCAUAGACAGCUCCUUCUGCAAGGCCUUUGGGGAUGGGGUGGGGGGGUGGACAUAGGAGGUUGUAGUGGUGAAUUCCGCACCUUCACCAGCACUUAGAUCUCAGGAGUUUCGGUAAGUUGGGGGUGGGCCAGAAACAUAAAAUCUCUAUGGGAACUGUGUGGAGGGCACCAUUUUGAACCCUGGAAGCGUUGGCUCUUGGCAGGAGGCGCCUCUCCUCCUUUCGUGGGCAUGGCUGAGGAGAAGAUGCCCCCUUCAGUGUCUGCAGAGUCUCACGGGCCUCACUGGUGCUUACUUCCUUACAAUGGCUUCUCUUUUCUCCCCCCAACCCACCUUCCUUUUUGGACCCAAGUCACCAGAUUAGAAUUCUUCAGCCAUUGGCCGGGGGCUGAUGAGGCGGGCCAGGUUUUUGCUCCUGGUUCGGCUCUAGUCUGCUCCCUUGACCCAUGAGGGAGAAGUGGCAGGGUACGGAGAAGCCUCCUAAGGGGAGAACAACUCCAGAGGAUGGGAUGACAGACUGAGGGGUAAUGGCUGUGGCCAAGGCAUAGGAGGGAAGUGUGUGAGCAAGGUGCCCAAGCCUUGGCCAGCACCCCCUCGGGUCCCGGGGCUCCAGAGCCCUUUUCAUCCCCAUACUCCUGCCUCUAGGCAUGUGGCAGCCCAUUAAAAGGAAGCAGGAGCAUGGAGCUGCCUCAGGAUGGGGGCCCACAAGAGCUAAUGGGCUCUUAGUCCUCUCCUCCCCUAGGGCCACCCCCUCAGCAGGGAAACCAACAAAGCUUCCAUUCCUCCCCUCCUAUCUGUAUUCCCUUCUCUGGCUCAGGCCAGCAGCAUCCCUGCCUUAAUGUGCAUGGCCUGUCCUUGCCUCACACCAGCCCUGGGAGGGAAGCAGAGCAGGGAUCUCUUCCCAUCUUCCAGGCAAUGAAGUAGUGUCAGAGAAGUGACCUGCCCAAGGUCACGCCAUGAGACCAAACCAAGUCUUCCAACCCUUGACUUCAGAGUGCUCUGUGGGACGACCAGAGAGCCCAGGGACCACAGCCAGGAGACUGAGCAGAUGGCUGGCAGAACCGGGGCAUUUGGGAAACGGCUGCCUCCUUCUCAUUAGUCCUCCCUGUGAUCUGGCUGCUGUCCUCUGUCCUCAUGCCCAUCUGGUCCCCUCUGCCCACUAUCCCUUGCACCGGCGGCGAUACCUCAGGAGACCUCCCUCCAGGAUGCUGCCCUCACUCUUGUUCUUCCUGGGAAAUGUUGCGAUCGCUACAAAGAAAUCCUUCAGGUGAAUCCUUCCCAUCAGGCUGGGCCUGCACAGUGUUCCCCAGCUCUUUGGCAGGAUGCUGUAACAAGUGGGGGAUGGAGACCUCUGAAGCCUGAGGUUCGGCUAGGUCUGAUCUUGGAGACAGUUGGGUGCGUGGGCAGAGGUGGCGCACCGCUGGCUGGGACCCCUGCUCCCUGAGGUGGCGUCUCGAGCUGCAGUGGGCAAAGGCCAAACCAGCUGGGGAUGGGGCUAAUAGGGAACAGAGCAGGUGAUCGGGCCAGGGGAAAGCGGGAGACCCAGAUUUCCUCAAAAAAGAACCUGGCAGGCCUGGAAAAGGCCAGCUGUGAGCCUUCACUGUAACAUGGGCAAAUUGGCCCAGAGAAUAAACCCCACUGUGUUAGAGUGGAAUUUCUUAUUUAAAGUUUGUGGGUUUUAAAAGUCAAUGAUCCCUCAUUGCACCCUGAGGUGGCUGCCUGCCUGGCCUACCAACACCCCAGGUUGAAGGGAACCCUUCCUCUCUUCCACCUCAGGGUUGUAGCCUUGCAGAACUGGAGCAAUGGGACUGUCCAAGGUGAAAGGAACCUUGGGGCUUUCCAGAAUAUUGGUCAUUCCCCACACAUACCCCAGUCUUCCUUGGAAGUAGUCAGCAGUCUUUGAGGGAAUGAAUGAGGCAUUUAUUAAGCUCUUUUGACCUGCUAAGCACUUGGGGAUACAAAUCCCAGGCCAGCUCCCCUUCUAAUGGAAGGAACACAGAAGGAAAAUAUCUGCCGCAGGUCAGAUGGACACAUCCCAUGGUUCUUAGAGUGCAGGGGCAAAGCAGAUAAUCAGCCUCAUCUUUAAUGUAAUUUUCAGUAAUGAAAUAUUUUUUGUUGCCUGACUAAGGACUUUAGGGAUAAGAGCUCUCUUUUCUGGGUCUUCUGGAGCUAGGGCUGAAGCCCCUAUAAGAAGGAGCUGUCCCUGGGGACAUGCGCAGGGACAGCUUCCUGGACUGGUGGCAGAGGGCACUGGGCUGGUAGUAUGGCUGUUUCCAAGCCUCUUGGGCUGAUGGUGGUCAGGCUGGUGGGGGUAGUUUAACUUGUAUGGCACAUGCUGCUUCCCAUCUCUCCCCCAAGGGGGUCCAUCUGGUUUGUCAGUGCUUGGUGGGGAGGAUUCCCAUUGCUAAGUGCCCAGACCAUUGAUACACCUGAUGGGGCUACAGAGGGAGAAGCCACUCAACAUCACUGCCCUCGAGGAGCUUCUUGGCCACAAAAUAGACAUUCUGGACAUCAUAGAGUUCAGCCUCUUCAUUUUUUCAGAGAGCACAAGGUCAAGUGACUGGCUGGCUAUCUCUUGACCAUUAGCAUCAGAACAGGACUAACCAGUCUGGCUCCCAGGCCAGUGAGCUUUCUCUUUGGACCACACUGCCUUUCCUGGAGAGAUGAGCCACAUGUACUCAAUAAUGCCGAAUUCCAGAUGUCAGAUGACAGGACUGGUAGUCACUAGUGGCAGGGCCAGCAUGUGCUUCAAUACUCUGCCAUUUAUGGCCCCAAAUGCCAGGCUUGGUGAUUCCUCCUUUUUUUGUGACGAAAACACCCAAUUGCCUGGAUGCUGGGGUCCAGAGCCUCCUUGAUGCCUUUCCUGACCUCCACACAGACUUCCCUUCCUGCUAAAAAUAUUUCUGAACUGCCCCCUUGAUGUAGGGCCUCCUUGAAUUUUAGGUUUCUACUUGUGUAUGUGAUGGAUUCCCCCUUAUUAAAAGACAAAGUGUGUGCGAGAA